Molecule: messenger RNA, 291 nt
Organism: Cetraspora pellucida
Lineage: Eukaryota; Fungi; Glomeromycota; Glomeromycetes; Diversisporales; Gigasporaceae
Source: the annotation of a GenBank genome assembly
GUAAAGAUGGAGUUUACACAUUUAGGGCACAAGGUGGAAUUUAUUACUUAAUUGGAUCUUUGCUUCCGAUAGAUGGAAUACUGAAAUUUCUCCAAUUAUACAUUUAUAAUACUGAAUUUGAAACAGCUAAUAGACUUUAUGUUAUGCCUCAAUUUUGUAAUAACUCUAUAGAAUAUGCUGAACAUGAUAUAAUUGUACAAUUACAAUCUAAAGGUUUAAUAAGAAUUUCUGAAUUAAGAGGGUCAUAUGACCCAAUGCAAUAUUCAUUAUUUUUCCCUCAAGGUGAUUAUG